Messenger RNA from Nematocida major, 795 nucleotides. RefSeq names its product negative regulator of the PHO system. The transcript has a single exon. Gene Ontology annotation, molecular function: cyclin-dependent protein serine/threonine kinase activity; ATP binding. The record is from RefSeq and is a predicted model, not a curated record. Lineage: Eukaryota; Fungi; Microsporidia. Bases 1 to 795 code for a protein of 264 amino acids. Gene Ontology annotation, cellular component: cytoplasm; nucleus. Gene Ontology annotation, biological process: protein phosphorylation.
AUGAACAGAUUCAUUAGAAAGGACCUGCUUGGGUACGGAACAUACUCGAUGGUGUACGAGGGGUACGAUGUAGAGAAAAAUAGCAAGGUGGCGCUGAAGAUAAUAAAACUAUCGGAGGAGGAGGGGAUGCCGAACACUGCCCUUAGAGAGAUAUCCAUAAUGAAAAGCCUGCUCCACAGAAAUAUCUUAUCUGUUCUGGAUGUUUUGCACACGGAGAUGGAGCUGACUAUAGUGCUUGCGUAUGUGGAGACAGACCUUAAAAAGCUUCUUGGAGGAAGCGUGCAGAUAGACAGGCUCUCCCUGAUCAAGCAGCUGGUGGAGGGCGUGGCAUAUUUGCACAGCAAGCAGGUCGUGCACAGGGACCUGAAGCCGCAAAACAUUCUGGUGGAUGCUGCAGGGUGCUUGAAGAUAGCGGACUUUGGGCUGGCGCGCAGCUUCGAGAUAAAGAUGCCAGCGUACUCCUCGGAGGUCGUUACGCUCUGGUAUAGAUCGCCAGAGCUUCUGAAGGGGGCGAAAGUCUACGGGUACGCAGUGGACAUCUGGAGCGUGGGGUGCAUCAUCAGCGAAAUACUGACGGGUUCGCCCCUUUUCCCGGGAACGGACAAGCAGGACCAGCUGAUGAAGGUCUCGAAGUACCUGGGGAUACAGGCAACAAACCAGAUGGAGUACCUCCUGAAGAAGCACGCAAGCCACGACCCUGCACUCUCGGGCCUUGUUUUUGAGUGCUUGAAAGAGGCGCCGGAAAAGAGGCUGACCGCACAGGAGGUGCUGAAGUACAUGAAUAGAAUGCAAUAA